Molecule: messenger RNA, 1854 nt
Organism: Selaginella moellendorffii
Lineage: Eukaryota; Viridiplantae; Streptophyta; Lycopodiopsida; Selaginellales; Selaginellaceae
Product: pentatricopeptide repeat-containing protein At4g02750-like
Exons: 1
Coding region: 1-1854 (617 amino acids)
Biological process (GO): RNA modification
Molecular function (GO): RNA binding; protein binding
Source: RefSeq, a predicted model, not a curated record
AUGUGGUCAUCCAGGGGUCUUUCUCUUCGAUUAUUUGGCUCGGUGGCAUGCAAAGAAUCGUUCUUGAGUGAGCUCAAGAGCUGCCUCCAAACGAGAAGCUUGGCGGAGAGCCGGAAAAUCCACCGCAAAAUCACUGAUGCCGGCCUACAACACGAUGCACUCCUGGGAAAUUUGCUUAUCCAGAUUUAUGGGAAGUGUAGCAACAUCAAGGAGGCAGAGGAAGUGUUCGAUCGCAUUCGAGAGAAGCAAAUCUCAUCGUGGAACUUCAUGAUCAGCGCGUAUGCCCGAAACGGGCAUAUGGAUGAGGCCCGGGACUUGUUUGCGAUUGCUCCAGGCAAGAAUCAAUCGUCGUGGGUGACAAUCAUAAGAGCUUUUGUCCAAGAUGGCGAUGUGGAGAGAGCUCGAAAAUACUUCGAUGCAAUGCCCUGGAAGAAUUUGCUGGCCUGGAACACAAUGCUUGGUGGCUAUGCCGAAGCUCGAGAUAUGGAGCUCGCUCAAGAAACGUUUGAUCGGAUCCCUGAGCACGACGCUUACACUUGGAACACCAUGAUCGCGGCUUACGUCCAAGUUGACUCAAACGUCACCCAGGCAAAGAGAUUGUUUGAUGCCGUUCCAGAGCACAGUAUUGUCUCGUGGGAUGCUCUAGCGGCAGCGUAUGCCCAGAAUGGGCAUAUCGAGGCGGCAAAACAAUCUUUUAUGAGAUCACCUCAAAGGAGUCUACUGUCCUGGACAUCUCUUGUAGCCGCUUACACCCGAGCAAAUCUUUUGAUCCAAGCAAGAACAACAUUUGAAGAGAUGCCCGAAUGGGACGAUAUCGCUUUGAGCAAUAUGGUUGCAGCAUAUGCCCGAGCUGGGUAUAUGGAAGAUUGUUUAAAGCUCGUAGCUAGCAAAUCUCAAAUGGAAAGGAGAACCCAUACUGCUCUUCUUGCUGCAUACGGUAAAGAAGGUAACAUCGAGGCCGCCAGCGAGAUUUAUAAUCAGAUGGCUGAUCCGGACUUAGUCGCUCAGACUGUCAUGCUUUCAGCUUAUGGCCGUUUUGGGCAUACGAAAGAGGCAAGGAAAAUUUUUGACGAAAUGAGCGUCCGUGACAAUGUUGCUUGGAUCACCAUGAUUGGAGCGUAUGGUCUUCACGGAAACGUUCUCAUGGCGAGAGAUCUGUUCAACCAGAUGCCAAAGCGUGAUCUCGUUUGCUGGACGGCCAUGCUCGCGGCAUAUGCCCAGAAUGCCGAUGCUGCUGGAGCUCUGGGCUUGUUUCAAGCAAUGGACUUGGAAGGAAUCCAUCCCGACAAGGUGACUUUCAUUACCAUUUUUGAUGCUUGCCAACACAAGGGAUUUCUUAGCCAAGGACAAGAGAUCCACGCCUGUGUCAAGGAUCGUAAACUUGCAGAUGAUCCCUCCGUUGGGACUGCGCUCCUGAACAUGUACGCAAAGCACGGGAAACUUGGAAUAGCAAGGUUGAUCUUUGAUGGUCUCUUGGAGCAAACGAUAGUGUCGUGGAAUGCAAUGGUGGUGGCAUACGCCCAAAAUGGGCAUAGCAAAGAAGCUUUGGAGCUCUUUGAGGAGAUGUUGCUCGAGGGAGGUCAUCCCAACGAUGUGACAUUUGUGGGUGUUCUAUCAGCGUGUAGUCACGCGGGAUGGAUCAACGAGGGUCGAGAGUUUUUCGUGUCGAUUGGGGAGGACUAUGGCGAAGAGUUCGCUCCAAGUCAUUUCUGGUGCUUGGUGGAUCUGCUGGGACGAUCUGGUCGAGCGGACGAGGGCGAGGAGCUCGUUGUGAGCAUGCCGUUUGAGCCGAGCGAGGCGGCGAGAACAAGCGCUUGGAAGCUCCACAACGAUGAUGAUCUUGAUAAUAUCUAA